CGCCAUGAUUGUUGUGUUUUUCAGGCAGCUUUGCGUGUCCGUUGUGUAGUCGGGGUCUUUUUUUUUUUUAGUGUCUGCUUCAAAAAAGUUGUUUUUAACGUACUUUUUUUUUUUAAAGGAGAAGAACAAGGUACCUGAACAUGGAGUCUCGAUUUUCUCACCUGCGGCAGAGGGACACCAGUGUGUCAAUGCUGAGGGUGAAAAUGUCCCGUAGAAGGUCUCAGUCCCAGAAGGAAAACCGAGAACGAACUGUGAACACGCGCAGGCAGCUGGCUAAGCUUCAAGAGCUGGAAAUGUCUUCUCUGGAUGCCUCCAUUGCAGUAGCCAACAUGUCAACCAUUCUUGAGAAGACGCAGAACAAAGCAAAUCCUGCUAAAAGUAAGGCAGUAGAAGAACGGAUCAAACAACUUGAGCGCUGGAAAGAGCGAAAGGCUCUUGAGAAAGAAAAGGAAAAGAGAGAAAAGGAGCGUAAAGGUGUCUUUAAGACUGGCCUGUAUCACCCAAAGGACACCAUUGCCCUUGUCUCACUGCCUGCUGUUCCAGUCGCCUCAACCAGAGCCAAGGAGAAAAAGGUGAACGUGGCUCCAUCCCAGAGUACCAGAGUCACCCGUUCAAUGAAACAGCCACCGACAGUGCAAAAACCUCUGAAGAUACAGGAUCCAAAUACUGUGGCAAAGAGAGUACAACCUGCUGUGGAAAGAUCAACCAGGACCCGGGUAGCUUCUGUCAAACCUGCACCAACUAUAACCAAGACCAAAGUUUGUGCAGUGGAACCUGUUGUGCGAGCUCUCUCAACCAGAUCAGCCAACAGGCCUCCUGUUCCAGCAGCUCCAGUGAUUAAGGACAAGCCUGCAGAUGUCAGAACCACAAGGAGCAGAGCAAAUGGUAAACCUGUGGCCCCCCCAUCUGGUGGAGAAAGGACCUGUAAAGCAGCUGUCAGCAACUCUGGCCACCCUGCUGUCUCCGAGGAGCCCAAACCAAAGGAGCCUGAGAUGGAGGAGCCAAAGAAAACACCUCCCAAUCCCACACCCUGCUCUGAGGAGGAAGACAUGAUGGUGGACCAACCUCCAGCCGAAUCAGCUCCUGCUGCAGAUCCCAUCGAGGCUCCGUCCUCUUUGUCUUCGUUUGCUCCAGAGGGUUAUGUCUUCCAGGCUCCUGCUGGUUUGUCAUCCUUCAAGUUCGACCCUCUCACUCCUCGCUCAGCAGACGCCUUCCUCACACCAAGCUCCAGUUUCAGUCUUCCACCAGCCCCCCAGUUCAGUGAUGAGCCUCAAACUGAGACGAGUGAACCCUCUCCCCCUAAAUCCCCUCCUCGUACGUCUCCCCCAGCAGCACCCCCGACUCCAGGAAGUCCACUAGAAUCUAAGCAUGAUGUACCGUACUUCAGAUCGGAAAUUGCCAACGAGACAGACAGACUGACCACUCUGUCUCUCCAGUGGGAGUCUAAAGUGGAGGAUGAGUCUAUCCCAGAAGAAAUGAGAGACCGAAUGCGUACAGCGGUUGGCCAAGCAAGGCUGCUGAUGAAAGAGCGUUUUAACCAGUUCAGUGGUCUGGUAGACGACUGUGAGUUCGGCCGAGGAGAGAAGAUCACCACGUGCACUGACUUACAAGGAUUCUGGGACAUGGUUUAUUACCAGGUAGAGGAUGUCAACAAGAAGUUUGAUGCUCUCAAAGAAGCAGAAGGUCGAGGUUGGGUGGAGGAGCACAAACCUCCACCACGACAGAGGAAAGUAGUGAAGAAACCACAAACUGCCCCUCCCAAGACAACAGGAACCAAAGCAGCAGCCAAGUCUCGCCUAGCUGCCGUGAAAGCAGCCAUGAAAGCCAAACAGCAGGCGGCUGAGGCAGAGAAAGCAGCCAAAGAUGCUGCUAACACUGAGGACAACCCCAUCCUGAGCUCUGAAGAACCACAACACCAAGCAGGGGCCCAAAGGCUGGACACAGUGGUCUUUGAUGGAGGCUUCUUCCAGGUGGAGAGCCCAGUCAAACCAUCAGGUUCAGUUAGGCGAUCCAGCCGUCUGAGUGCUGCUGUGCUACCUCAGGCCUCUCCCUGCUCCACAUAUCUCUCACCCAGAAGAGUCACUCGACGAUCUCUUGCAUUGGCUCAGACUCCUGUUCAUGCUUCUCCUGCUCAGCCCGUCCAAACUCCUGCACACCUCCGCCUUACUCUCCAAGAAACCCCAGCAUCAAAGUCUCAGCGUGGCACUGCUCAGCCAUCCCAGAGUAGAAAGGACACUGUGAACACCUCUCUUUGUUUCUCACCUGUCAAGGAAGUGCUUUCAGAUGACACUCAGCCCGAUGGGAUCCCUGCAGAACAGUCAGAAACGCUCUCCACACCGGAAGCUCCUGCUUGUGUGUCUGAACCGAGCAUGCCCAUUUGUUUGUUUCCAACCACUGCUGUAGUCGAAGAGAAUGACAAACCAGCUGAAGCUGCUGAUGCUAAUAUCCACAAUUCUCCAAGGCUUUCCCUCUUUCCAUGCAAAACACCUCCUCCUGUAUCCCAGGCUCCUGAGCCCUCAUCAGCUCUGAGCUUCAUGUUGACACCUUGUGUAACUCCCAGCCAGCCUCCCCUCUCUUCCCCCAACAUCAUCUCCUCUCCUGCAGUGCAGGGCCCAGUGGAGACCCAGCAGUCUGUGUGUCACACACCAGACAGCUCAGUUGUUGAGGAAAUUGCUGGAUUAGACUUUGAACGCUACCUCCAGCCCUCCCUGAGAGGCAGCCUGUCACCAAGGGAGAUGGUUGACACAGAGACAUCAUCACCCAUGGCAGUAGAUGUAGAGAUGGAGAGUCCCAGAGGUGUGACCGAGGACCUGCUUACUCAGCAAGAGCCAGCACUGCCAGCGGUGUCUUCAAUGUUUUCUCUUCAGUCACCACAGGUCCAGACAGCAGAGUCUGCCCUGCUCCUCUUCACCCCGGACCUGAACGACAGGAUACGCCAGUCUGUCUGUCCGAGUGAGCUCAUGGUCUUCACCCCUCCUAACAUGUAGCUGAGAGAUUGUUUUUCAGGUGUUCAACUUUGAUGUGUAUUGACAACCUAUAUUACUCACUAAAAAAAUCUGGCUCUCUUUUGAAGUUCAUUUUUAGAUUACAAGAAAAUAGUUUUGUCUCCAUAUAAAGUUUAUAUUAAAGUUCUAGUCACAACCAGGAAACA
This is a messenger RNA of Amphiprion ocellaris (clown anemonefish), 3151 nucleotides long. RefSeq names its product discs, large (Drosophila) homolog-associated protein 5 (gene dlgap5). Gene Ontology annotation, cellular component: nucleus; cytoplasm; spindle pole centrosome. The coding region runs from base 141 to 2987 and encodes 948 amino acids. Gene Ontology annotation, molecular function: microtubule binding. The record is from RefSeq and is a predicted model, not a curated record. The transcript is spliced from 19 exons. Gene Ontology annotation, biological process: mitotic spindle organization; signaling; centrosome localization. Lineage: Eukaryota; Metazoa; Chordata; Actinopteri; Pomacentridae.